This is a messenger RNA of Galeopterus variegatus (Sunda flying lemur), 2026 nucleotides long. It is a transcript of the gene MRPL9, whose product is annotated as mitochondrial ribosomal protein L9. Gene Ontology annotation, biological process: translation. Gene Ontology annotation, molecular function: structural constituent of ribosome. The coding region runs from base 815 to 1618 and encodes 267 amino acids. The transcript is spliced from 7 exons. Lineage: Eukaryota; Metazoa; Chordata; Mammalia; Dermoptera; Cynocephalidae. The record is from RefSeq and is a predicted model, not a curated record. Gene Ontology annotation, cellular component: ribosome; mitochondrion.
GUGUGUGAAGAAGACUAGUGAAUUAGGAAGAAAACAAAACUGGUGUCCUGGAAGCCAAGUAAAGAAAGUAUAUUUAGGAGGAGCGACUACUCAUUAGUCUAAGGGCCAAAUAUUAUGCAUUGGGCAUCUUUAAUCUCCUCUGUCAAACAGACCCUCUUUCAGCCCAUUUUAGUGGUUUUCUCUCCAGUACUAAGACCCUCCACAGAGAGAACUGUCUGAGCCCUACCAUAGUUUCUGUUCUCUUGUGGACUUAGAAUUCUUUAAAUAUUAGUUUAAAUACUGCAGUGUAAUGAAUAAGGGUUAGACUCCUGGGGUCGACAGAAUUUUCCAAAGGAUCCCAUCCUAUCACUUUGAGGUAGAUUUAAAGUAAGGAAAAGAGCAGCAUCCUUCUUCCUUCAGUAUCUAGUUAUCAUAGAAUGUCAGAAUUAGAAGUAACCUCAGGCAGCAGCUAGGGCUAAACCAAAGCCCCCAUUUUAAAGAUAAAGUGAAACCAAGUGGAAGACAGUGUCUUUUCGGUGUCAGUCCACCUAACAAUCAGUAUCUGUCAAUGAUUAUGGGCGUCCCUCCCCCCGCCUGAAAAUAAAAUGAGAGGAGUGAGGAAAAUGCUGAAUCAUGAAACAUUUAUCUCAGUUCUCUUAUCUCACGGCCUUGGUGACGCCGUGAAGCCGCCGUCCAACCCGUCCCCGCUCUUCCCCUCACCUCAGCCCAGACCAAAGCCGUUCCGGCUCAGGCGCGGUGUGGGCAGCCCCGGUGAGGGCCUUUCUGCCGCCGGGCGCCCGGGUCCUUCAUCAGGUCUCCCUUUGUGCCCGCGAACAUGGCGGCGGCCACGGUUGCAGCCCCGGGCCGAGCUCUGCGAGCGGGCGCUGAGCGGCUGCUGAGAGGAGGAGUCUGCGAGCUGCUUCGGCCCCGACGUGAAGGGGGCACCCCCGGCCUGGAGCGUGACUUCAGCCUCUCUCAAAAUCGGGGUACGGUCAUCGUGGAGCGCUGGUGGAAGGUGCCACUGGCCGGGGAGGGCAGGAAGCCGCGCCUGCAACGGCGACACCGCGUCUAUAAGCUGGUGGAGGACACGAAACACCGGCCAAAAGACAAUCUGGAGCUCAUCCUCACUCAGUCUGUGGAGGAACUUGGAGUCCGGGGUGACCUGAUCUCAGUGAAGAAAUCUGUGGGCCGUAAUCACCUCCUGCCUCAGGGACUGGCUGUAUAUGCAUCCCCUGAAAACAAGAAGCUCUUUGAAAAGGAGAAAUCGCUGAGACAAGAAGGAAAAUUAGAGAAGAUCCAGACCAAGGCAGGUGAGGCGACAGUGAAAUUUCUGAGAAGCUGUCACCUGGAGGUGGGGAUGAAGAACAAUGUCAAAUGGGAACUGAACCCUGAAAUAGUUGCCCGCCACUUCCUCAAGAAUCUUGGUGUUGUGGUUGCCCCACACGCAUUAAAGUUACCAGAAGGGCCUAUCACACGGUGGGGCGAGUACUGGUGUGAGGUGACGGUAAAUGGGCUUGACACUGUGAGAGUGCCUAUGUCUGUGGUGAACUUUGAGAGGCCCAAAACUAAAAGAUACAAGUACUGGUUAGCCCAGCAAGCUGCCAAGAGCAUGGCCCCCACCAGCUCCCAGGAGAUCUGAACCUGCUCUCUCUUAAAGAUAAGCAAAGCAGAAUCAGAAGAGCAGUGGAACAAAAAUAGGCCAGCACUCUGAUCCCAAUCCCAGCACUGACCAAAUAUGGAAUUUUAGAGAACAUAUAGAGACAUCAGACUGAACUGCAUAUACAUGUUGAAUUCUUCAUAUUUGCCAUUUCCAUCUUCAACUGUCAUGAUAUCCAGCCUUAUUGGGGCAGUCCUGCUCAACAAGUACCAGAUUUGAUAAGCUGGAUAUCAGUGGACUGAAACAGUGCAGAUUCUGUUUCGCCUCUCUCUCCAUUGGAGUUCAUUGGAACAGAAGGAAGAGCUAGCCAUUGUCUCCAGUACUUGGCUUAUUCUCAUCAUCCAAACAGAACAUUUGUAUCUCAAGCAAAAAUAAAGAGGUUGUGUUCUU